UUCACACCUGUUCCUGUGUUGUAAAUUCCUUGAACAGCAUUGAGAACAGUUUUAUUGUCGUUGAGAGAUCUACUAGAACUAGAAUCUAGAAUCUAGAUCUACUCUUGUCUCCGUUGUUAUUACACUAUUUAACCGAGGUUCUGCAGACUCUACUUUAAAUUGAUUGACUCCUGCCUGAAGAGAGAAGUCAACAGGGACACACAGCUCAACAUGGCCAGUGUUCGGCACAAGGUCAAGGUCACGACGCAGACGAUGCAGAAGGUUAUGCAGCACACUACGGAGACGCACUUCCAUGUUUGUGCACAUCGCGAACACCCUCCAACCGCCCAGCCCCGCCCUUCCUCACCAAUCAAUGGAGGAAACCGCUGGGCUCCGUCUGAAGUCGACCUGAGCACCCUUCCUUACCGCUACCCGGAAACGGAGGAAAAUCACGAGGCUAUCAAUGAUUUGCUCGAGUAUAGCCUCGAGCAGCAAAGAGAAUUUGAAAUUUCGGAUAACGCCGGCUUUGUUGUCACAGUGCUCCACCGAUGCCUCAACGCUCUGAAUGUUCAGAACAGCGUUGUGCAUGGCUACAGAGAUCUGAAUGGUGUCGAUAUUCCUCACAUGUGGCUAGAAAUCAAACAGUACUACAUAGACAACUCUUUUUUGAGAGACAUUUGCAAAAGUAGUGUGGAAUAUUUACGAAGAACGUACCCCAGAUGCUAUAAGAUUUCUUUGUUUAAAACAAGCGACCCACCUCCUAUCCCAACAGGCGAAACUAUAUAUGAAACUAAAGAGACGAGGAAUUAUCUUCGGAAAAACAGGAUUGCGUUUUAUGCUGAGCUGCCCGACUAUGGUUUGGCUCAGAGUUUUAAUCGAGAGCAGUCCUACAACUUUUAUUUCGCUAUGGUACGAUAUAUGUUUGACAAGCACCAAGUUUCUUUUCAAGGAAUAGACCCGCAGAUCCGCUAUAUCUGUUGGAGGUGUAAGAAAUUUCCUAAAGCAGGUCUGCCCCAUUUGUCCCACAUUAUCACGCCAGAGUCGGGCCAGGAAUACGAGAGUGACAGUGACAUCCCGCAGGUUAGCAGUAAUGGAGGUUCUUCCUGGCGCUUCUUGCAGUGUCCUCGCUGUAUGGUUGCCAGCUACUGCAGUCGCCGCUGUCAGGAGGCAGACUGGGCGGGGAAACACGUGAUCAACUGUCUGUCACGUGGCUCCGUAUACUUACCGCGGCUAGGCGAUAUUGACUUUCCAAUUUUUGCUGAUUAGUUUUCAACUCUUAUGUGGCUCUUUGAAAAGUUCCCUUUUUUCCUGUUUGUCCGUAUUUUUCCUUCCCCGAAGCUCUGAGAGCAAUAAUAAAUAAUAAACUGCAUUUUUUCCCCCCAUUUUGCUGUCGGUGAGAUGCUUAAUAGAGCAAUGCAGUAAAAUAGAUAAGGUUGACACAUGCAAAAUCGAGAAAAAAUUAAAUGAAACAAAAA
Messenger RNA from Aplysia californica (California sea hare), 1454 nucleotides. RefSeq lists its product as uncharacterized. Lineage: Eukaryota; Metazoa; Mollusca; Gastropoda; Aplysiida; Aplysiidae. Bases 211 to 1245 code for a protein of 344 amino acids. The record is from RefSeq and is a predicted model, not a curated record. The transcript has 2 exons.